Messenger RNA from Gigantopelta aegis, 864 nucleotides. RefSeq lists its product as uncharacterized. Bases 72 to 668 code for a protein of 198 amino acids. NCBI's taxonomy places the organism in Eukaryota, Metazoa, Mollusca, Gastropoda, Neomphalida, Peltospiridae. The transcript has 5 exons. The record is from RefSeq and is a predicted model, not a curated record.
CGGUCCUCGAGCUGUACUUUCUAAUACACACCCAGCCAGCCCGUCCGGACUUUGCAAGAAAACGGCGCGAUAUGACAGAAGAAGAGAAUAAAGAAACACCGGAGACGAACGAGGAGGAAAUAGGCAGGCUAGACUCUGGCAAUGAAGAAACAUCGAAGACAAAGGAUGAUGAACUGGGUAUUAAAGAAUGGCUUCUCAUAGGUUUUGGAGUCGUGUGGUCAUUGGUUCUAAUGGGAAUUUUUCUUGGAGCUGCUAUUGUCGGUGGCAUUAAUCGUAGGGACUGCGACGCUGACUUCCGCAUACCUAUCUGGCUGAUCGUCACUGGCUCAGUGCCAAUAUCGAUGCUUGGUGGGUUGACCUGCAGGGACACGAAUGACACGUGUCACAGGUGGACGCGGAUAAUAUACGUAUCAAUUAUCGUACUCUUCAUGUUCAGCUGGCUCAUCGUAGGAACAGUGUGGUUUAUCGACCUGAAAUCAACCCUGCAGAGUUGUGACUCGCCCAGCAAGUCGUGCUCGAAAUGUCCUCAAGACGUGCUCAACAUGUCAUUGGCGGUGCUCAUCGUUGAGUGGUUUACUGUGGUGGUGGCUUUCUGUGCUUCAGGCGCUGUCGUGGUAUAUACGUAUUUUUCAAAAGACGAACCUGACAAUACAAGUGAGACAGUGUAGUAAAAACAGACUUUUCAAUUAAUAUGUGUGAUAUGCAAUUUCAAGAAUAGCAAUGAACACAUAGCUGUUUGUGAACUUUUGUUUGUUAGUUUCGUUUAACGACACCACUAGAGCACAUUGAUUUAUUAAUCAUCGACUAUUGGAUGUCAAACAUUUGGUAAUUAUUUGGUCAUAAUGAUAUAGUCUUAGAGAGGAA